AGACGGGCCCGACCCUGCAGCCCGAGGGGCAGAGAAGGGGCCGGGAACAUGCUGCCGCUGAGAGACUGCAAGGCCUGGCAGGAUGCCGGACUUGCCCUAUCCACCACUAGUAAUGAGGCCUGCAAAAUGUUUGACGCCACACUGACUCAGUAUGCUACAUGGACCAAUGAUAAGAGUCUAGGGGGCAUUGAAGGAUCUCUCUCCAAGUUACAUGCAGCAGAUCCAACUUUUACAAUGGGACACGUGAUUGCCAAUGGCUUGGUUCUGAUUGGCACUGGGAGUUCAGUGAGGUUAGACAAAGAGCUGGACGGUGCGAUGAAAAAGAUGAUGGUACUCUCAGAAUCGCAACCACUGACUGAGAGGGAAAAGCUACAUGUGUCUGCACUAGACAUGUUUGCCAGUGGGCGUCUUCCUAAAGCUUGUGACAUAUGGGAUAAGAUUCUGCAGGACCAUCCAACUGACAUGUUAGCUCUAAAAUUUGCCCAUGACACUUAUUUUUAUCUGGGAUAUCAAACACAGAUGCGAGACUCUGUUGCCCGUGUAUAUCCUCACUGGACACCUAAUAUUCCACUUAGUAGCUAUGUGAAAGGCAUUUUCUCUUUUGGACUGAUGGAAACUAACCUUUUUGAUCAUGCUGAAAAGCUCGCCAGUGAGGCUUUAGCUAUAAACCAAUCAGAUGCAUGGUCUGUCCAUACCAUAGCACACAUAAAUGAAAUGAAAGCAGACCUGAAGAAUGGGUUGACAUUUAUGAAGCAAACUGAAAACAACUGGAAGGACUGUGACAUGCUUGCUUGCCAUAAUUACUGGCACUGGGCUUUGUAUUUCAUUGAAAAGGGUGAUUAUGAAGCGGCUUUGACAAUUUAUGACAAUCAUAUUGCUCCCAGAUGCAUGUCAAGUGGAAGUAUGCUAGAUGUAGUAGAUAACUGCUCCAUGCUGUACCGACUUCAGUUGGAAGGUGUAAAGGUAGGAGACAGGUGGAAUGAAGUUAUCCAACUCACAAAGAAACACUCCAAAGAUCAUGUUCUGUUUUUCAAUGAUGUCCACAUUCUCAUGUCUUCGCUAGGGGCCAAAGACCACAAAACCACCAAUGAGCUCUUAACAACUCUUCAGGAACUUGCAAAAGCACCUGGUGAAGACCAUGAGCUGGAUCUGGCUCCGAAGUUGGGGUUGCCACUUUGCCAGGCUUUGGUAGAGUUUGACAAUGGAAAUUAUGACAAGACAGUAGAAUUACUUUAUCCAAUUCGCUACCAGCUCUUACAGAUCGGAGGCAGCAAUGCUCAGAGGGAUGUUUUCAACCAGCUAUUGAUCCAUGCUGCUUUAAAUUGCAAAUCAAAAGCCCAUCAGAACCUGGCCAGAUGCCUCCUGACAGAACGUGAUGGGUUGAGACCAAAUUCACCAUUGACUGAGCGACUUAUUCGGAAGGCAUCAGCUGUUCAUGCGAUGGGAUAAAUCUUAAAUCUGUUAUUCCCGUGGAAAUAAUAAUUAGCACUAUAAUCAGUCGCUUUCUAUGACAUUAAAAGAACCAAAAUAGGGAAAAUAUUGCAUCAGCAGCCAUAUCAGAUCUUCUAAAUAUCUGAGCUUUGGGAAACUUGUUGUGGUGAUUCAGCAUCGUUGCUUGAGCUUCUGGACACCUCUGAUUCUAGCAAGAUUCUGACCUAGCUGUGUUUUGCAGGGCAAAACAGUAGCAAAUGAAGUAGAUAUCAAUCAUUUGUUUAAAGCAUGCUGAGCCAUUGCUUUUCAGGAGAGCGCAUCAGUCUUAUGCUUAUCAGGUUGUGGGAUAAUACUGCUAUUAUAAAGUUGUGCACUGCCAAAGUAGGCAGUGGUGUUGCUAUUCUAGAACAUGAGGGGAUGGGUUGAGCUGUCACAUAAAGAGCCUUUGAAAAAAGAUGACAUGUGGGAUGUACUAGGGAGGAAUAAAUGGUGCCAAAAUGUGUAGAAAGUGAACUAAUGUGUUGGCUCAAAGUGACUUUUGGGCCUCUCCCCCAUGACCAUAGAAGGCCCUAGCUCCACAGAACCACUGCUGCAAAUAAGGGCAGUAUUUGGGAACCCUUUGCUUCCAUGCAGUUCUGCUCCAUUGGGCUCCUAAUGCAUGUAGAGGUGGGGGAGGAGAGCAGGAAUUUGAACCAAGGAAUCCACUGACAGUCUUCUCCUAUAGACCGGCAGUAGCUGCAGGGGGUGCUUCAGCCAUGGAGUUGCAGUAAAGGUCUGGGGGAAGGUGAAUGAGGGCUUCUACCACACACAUAACACAGCCAUACCAGAGUGACACUACCCAGCAUGCAGCUAGGUCCUUUUGGCCUGCCUGCAGGUUCCAGGAUUUGGCUUCCAGUUCCUCAAAGGCAUAAUUUUGUAUCAUUUGCUAUUAAAGUCAUACAGAUAUGAACUGAUCUUGCAAGUCAACUGUUUCACAGUUGUUAAUCAAAUCUUCUUACUGCUUGAUGUUCUUAUUGCAUUUUUAAUGGAAGUUAUAUCCUAAUAAUGCGGCACAUUUUUAUAACAUGAGUGGAUAGUGUUAGAAAAAUCUUUGGGCAAUCUAUUAAGAAUUGUAUAGAUCAAGGGUCGGCAGCCUUUCAGAAGUGGUGUGCCGAGUCUUCAUUUAUUCACUCUAAUUUAAGAUUUCACGUGCCAGUAAUACAUUUUAAUGUUUUUAGAAGGUCUCUUUCUACAAGUCUAUAAUAUAUAACUAAACUAUUAUAUGUAAAGUAAAUAAGGUUUUUAAAAUGUUUAAGAAGCUUCAUUUAAAAUUAAAUUAAAAUGCAGAGGCCCCAGACCGGUGGCCAGGACCCAGGCAGGGUGAGUGCCACUGAAAAUCAGCUCACGUGCCGCCUUCGGUACGCGUGCCAUAGGUUGCCUACCCAUGGUAUAGAUCUUUUUUCGUAUGUAACUGUGUUCCUUUGAUUAGCAUUGAACUGAUACCUUACUUCUACAUUGCCAUAAAUUUUGCUCUUACAUUUGUAAUGUGAUUUAUGGCAUUCCUAAUAGUAUCCUAAAGAACUUCAUUAAAUUCAAGGAGAUGGUGA
Messenger RNA from Emys orbicularis (European pond turtle), 3017 nucleotides. RefSeq names its product tetratricopeptide repeat protein 38-like. The coding region runs from base 49 to 1449 and encodes 466 amino acids. Gene Ontology annotation, molecular function: protein binding. The record is from RefSeq and is a predicted model, not a curated record. The transcript has 14 exons. Lineage: Eukaryota; Metazoa; Chordata; Testudines; Emydidae.